Olea europaea var. sylvestris is the source of this 3526-nucleotide messenger RNA. RefSeq names its product pre-mRNA-processing protein 40C. Lineage: Eukaryota; Viridiplantae; Streptophyta; Magnoliopsida; Lamiales; Oleaceae. Gene Ontology annotation, molecular function: transcription coregulator activity; RNA polymerase binding. The transcript is spliced from 16 exons. Gene Ontology annotation, cellular component: nucleus. The record is from RefSeq and is a predicted model, not a curated record. The coding region runs from base 195 to 3209 and encodes 1004 amino acids.
AAUAACUUAAAAUCGUGCUACCAGUUUUGUCGCCCAAAUGGUACGAUGUACUACAUCAUUUAACCCCUACAGGCCCUGACGCCAUAGUCGGAGCUGCUUCUCUGUUCUUGCUUUCGCCGUCUUUUUCUCUGGUUUCGCUACUUGUUUUCUCCUUGGACUCUUUAUUGUUAUUAAGGAAGUUAAAGUAAGGAAAAAUGUCAGAGCUGCGCUCCAUAUCUAGUUCAACUCCAACUGCUCCUUCACAAGAUGCAUCUGAACCAAAACAAAACAGUGCUACUGCUUAUGGUGUCGUGCGACCUUCCUUCUCUUACUUGAAUGGGAACAACCCACCUUCUGGAAGUUCACAGCUGUCAUCUGCUAGUUCGGCUGUUGAGCAGGGUCACUCUCCAGUGGGAAGGAAUGCUUCAUCUCCUACACCAUCCGCACACCCAGCAUUCUUGCAUUCUCCUGUUCCUUUACACUCCUCACAGCCUGGUGCAUUUGUACCAGGAACUGCUGCACAAGUCAUGACCCCUCCUGGCCCUCAGCCUGUUGGUCUUCCUCAAGGAAGCUCUUCGCAUUUUGCAAACUUCUCUUUUAAUGGGCAUCAGCAGCUGAUGCAGAACAACUUAUCGCUGGAAACUAACGUAAGAGCAAAUACUACUCAAGAGAUUGGAGCAAUUGCUUCUGCACAAGUUUUCACACAGUCUGCUUCUCAGCCUGCUCUUACAAAUCCAAGUCCUUCAGUAACUGUUUAUGCAUCUAAUAGUUUUAGCAGCACGGCUGCUUGGUUGCCCCCUGCACCAUUUCAGGUGACUCCAGGAAUGCCUAGAACUCCUAUAACGCCUGGUCCUCCUGGAAUUGCGUCCUCUGUAUCUUCAUCUUCAAAUAUAUCUGCUGUCCCUUCAUCUGUGGAUUCUCCUGCCCUCCCAAGAUCCUUCAUGCCUGCUGCUCCUGUUCUCUCUAAUUUCCCAAUUCAGCAGCAGACUUUUACUCCAUAUCCUACUCCAUUUCAAGCAGCUCCUCCAGGACCAUGGUUGCAGUCCCCAAUCCCACAGAUCAGUGGCAUUGUUAGGCCAUCAUUUUCACCAUACCCUACUGUUAUUCCUGGUCCUUUUCCCAUGUCAACUCGUCCUAUGCUGCCAGUUUCUGUUUCAUUUCCCAAUACCCAACCUCCUGGAGUUACUCCAGCAGUAUCUUCUGUUGGGGACUCUGCAUCUUCAGUGGCUUCUGGUGACCAGUCAACCAUUGGGUCAGUGCAGGAAGAGUUACCUCCUGGCAUUGAUAGUAGUAAACAUGUCAAUAAUGAUGAGAUCAAAGAUGAAGCUUCUGUCAGAGAACAACUGGAUGCCUGGACAGCACACAGGACUGAAAGUGGGGUUGUAUACUAUUAUAAUUCUUUGACAGGGGUAUCUACCUAUGAGAAACCUUUGGGCUUUAAAGACGAGCAGCCCGAUAAAGCAGCCAUGCAGCCAACUCCAAUUUCAUGGGAGAAACUGGCAGGUACAGAUUGGGCAGUGGUUACUACUAAUGAUGGUAGGAGAUAUUACUACAACACUAGAACUCAGCUAAGCAGCUGGCAAAUUCCUAACGAGGUGAUGGAGUUGAAAAAGAAACAGGAUGCUGAUUGUUUAGAAGCUCAAUCACUAUCGGCGAUAAAUAGUAAUGUAAUAACUGAAAAAGGAUCUGCUCCAGUUAGUUUAAGUACACCUGCUGCUAACACAGGAGGUCGUGAUGCCACUGCUCUGAGACCCUCAGGUGUUUCUGGACAAUCUUCUGCACUUGAUCUCAUAAAAAGGAAGUUACAGGAUUCUGGAACCCCAGCUGCUACUUCUACAGGCUCUGCUUUGUCAGGAGGGAUGGUAUUAGAACUAAAUGGCUCAAAAACGAUUGAAGACGUGACCAAGGUUUCACCGCACGAUGACUGCAUUGAAAAGCACAAAGAUGCUAAUGGUGAUGGUGAUUUAUCAGAUUCCUCUUCUGAUUCAGAGGACGAAGACAGAGGUCCUACCAAAGAGGAGUGCAUCAACCAAUUUAAGGAGAUGCUCAAGGAACGUGGUGUGGCACCAUUCUCGAAAUGGGAUAAAGAACUUCCAAAGAUAGUGUUUGAUCCACGUUUUAAGGCUAUCCCAAGUCACAGUGCUCGAAGAGCGCUGUUUGAGCACUAUGUGCGGACUCGCGCUGAAGAGGAGCGGAAAGAAAAACGAGCUGCUCAGAGGGCUGCUGUGGAGGGUUUCAAGCAGUUAUUGGAAGAAGCAAAGGAGGAUAUUGAUUGCAACACUGAUUAUCAAACAUUUAAGAGCAAAUGGGGAAAGGAUCCACGAUUUGAGGUCUUGUCCCGGAAAGAAAGAGAGUUUUUGUUGAAUGAAAGGGUGCUUCCUUUGAAGAGGACUGCUGAAGAAAAAGCCCAAGCGGAGCAUGCCGCUGCUAUAUCAAAUUUCAAGUCCAUGCUUCAGGAUAAAGGAGAUAUUACUUCUAGUUCACGCUGGUCAAAGGUUAAAGAUAGCCUAAAAACUGAUGCCAGAUACAAGUCCAUUAAGCAUGAUGACAGGGAAAAGUUAUUCAAUGAAUAUAUAUCUGAAUUAAAAGCUGCUGAAAAAGAGAUAGAGGGGAAGGCAAAGACAAAACAGGAUGAGGAGGGGAAACUUAAAGAAAGAGAGCGAGCACUGCGCAAGCGAAAAGAAAGAGAGGAGCUAGAAGUGGAGAGGGUGAGAAUUAAAGCUCGUAGAAUGGAGGCUGCUGAAUCAUAUAAAGCUUUAUUAGUAGAGACCAUAAAAGAUCCUCAGGCAUCUUGGACAGGAUCAAAACCGAAGUUGGAGAAGGAUCCUCAAGGACGUGCAGCCAAUCCUCACUUGGAUCAAUCUGACUUAGAAAAGCUAUUUCGGGAGCAUGUUAAAGCAUUGCACGAGAGAUGUGUGGUGGAUUAUAAAGCUCUCUUAGCCGAGGUAAUAACUGCAGAUGCUGCAGCUCGAGAAACAGAAGAUGGGAAAACCGUUGUUGAUUCUUGGUCGACAGCCAAACUACUCUUAAAGAGCGAUCCCCGUUAUAACAAGAUGCCAAGGAAAGAUAGAGAAUCCUUGUGGUGGCGACAUGCUGAGGAAAUCCAGAGGAAGCAAAAGUUUGUACGCGAUCAAGAAACAGAGAAGCAUGCAGAAGGAAGAAGUCGAAACACUGUUGAUUCUGACAAGUAUGUGUCUGGGUCAAGAAAAGCUACUCAUGACAGAAAAUGACCUUGCCCUCAGUAGAAUUUUGAAUAUUAUGCUGCAGGCAGAAAGGGGAGCUAGAUGAAUUGCAAGUGCCUGUCAAGAUUUGAUGUGCAUGGGAGCCUUUUUUUAAGAGAAAUUUUGAACUCUACCCUAAGAAACUGUGCAUACAUUAUUAGUUGUGCUCGAGUACCCAAUGGAACGAAUGAGGAUGUAACUUUUAUUACAUAGUAUAAGGAGUAAUGUUAUCCAACACUACUCGUAUCAAGUAUCAGUAUAGGUGGCAACUUCAUGACAUUAAAUGAUAAAUUCACUUAAAUGUAGUGUUAUAUGAUUCAAGAACU